AUGAACACAGACACCGGAAUCUACCUCUAUAAACCAAGCUUGGCUGGCGCGAUCAUUGCUGCAGGCGUUUUCGGCAUCAGCGCUUCCUACCAUGUGUUCCAGAUGGUCCGAAAGAAGGCAUGGUUUUAUAGCCCUCUCACAGUUGGCGCAUGUAUGAUGACGGCUGGCUACGUCUUUCGAUAUCUCUCAGCGAAAUCACCGGCAUCUCUGGGCCUUUACAUCGGUCAAUCUCUAUUUAUCAUUCUUCCACCUUCUCUUUACGCAGCCACUAUCUAUAUGAUAUACGGCCGUCUCGUCGUCUUCGUCGAUGCUCCCGACGCCUCGAUCAUCCGCCCUACACGCAUAACAAAGAUAUUCGUCUGUGGCGAUGUGCUCGCGUUCUUCAUGCAAGCUGGAGGCGGCGGCAUGAUGGCACAAGCAAGCAUGGCUACUAUGGGACAAACCACCAUGCUUGUUGGACUCUUCAUCCAGCUAUUUUUCUUCAGCUUUUUCCUUGUCAUCUCGCUCGUUUUUUGGAAGCGAUUGCGCAACUCCCCCAAAGGAUACAAGGUUGCCCAGCACGGCAAGUACACCUGGUCUGCUUUGCUAAAGCUCCUCCUGUCUGCUGCGGUGAUUAUCAUCUUACGCUGCGUAUUUCGAAUUGUGGAGUUUGGUCAGGGACAUGAUGGUUAUCUUGCCAGUCAUGAAGUGUACAUGUAUAUGUUCGACACAGUGCCCAUGCUUGUGGUUCAGAUCAUGUUUCAUUUCGUGUACGCUACUGAUGUUUUCGGUGCGGGUGCGGUAAGGGCAGGAUCAGCAGAAACAAGGGCGUGAUCUGCCCGAACCCCAUCGAGGAGUCCAUGACUACUGUCUCUUCUACGAGCCAACGAUUGUAGAUAAUCUGUGAAAGGCCAAACGACAUCAUGAAUAUCAACGGCGGAGACUUGGAGAUAAAUGACUGCCUGUACAUGCGCAGAGCUCUUACGUGGGUGUAUUUCAAACGUUUUCUGACCAAAUUUAGAAAACGUGUGCUCCCAAUUCUUUCCUUUUCGAAUCUGCGAAGCAUCGACCGAGCUGCUUUAGAAGUUUCCUCUGCCAAUACGUAUUGCAGAAGUGUGUCCAGUUCAUCCAUUGUGACCUGGUGUUGGCUUUGAAAGGCGAUUGUACCUAGGAUGAAGCCGAUCCUCUGUAGCCUGGUACCCAUACCAGGUUUCCGCGAUAUCAAGUCAUAAGUGGACAGGAUGCGUUUGCAGUAUUGCCACACCAGGAAU
Molecule: messenger RNA, 1250 nt
Organism: Paraphaeosphaeria sporulosa
Lineage: Eukaryota; Fungi; Ascomycota; Dothideomycetes; Pleosporales; Didymosphaeriaceae
Product: RTA1 like protein
Exons: 3
Coding region: 1-813 (270 amino acids)
Cellular component (GO): membrane
Source: RefSeq, a predicted model, not a curated record